Molecule: messenger RNA, 1531 nt
Organism: Quercus robur (English oak)
Lineage: Eukaryota; Viridiplantae; Streptophyta; Magnoliopsida; Fagales; Fagaceae
Product: sedoheptulose-1,7-bisphosphatase, chloroplastic
Exons: 8
Coding region: 150-1328 (392 amino acids)
Biological process (GO): fructose 6-phosphate metabolic process; fructose metabolic process; gluconeogenesis
Cellular component (GO): cytoplasm
Molecular function (GO): fructose 1,6-bisphosphate 1-phosphatase activity
Source: RefSeq, a predicted model, not a curated record
UAUCUCAAACUGUCACACACCAUUCCUAGUUUCCAUGCCCAAAGACAAUGCAAUAGCAGACUGAAAAAUAUACUACAAGCAAGUGGCACUCAAGGAAGCAUAGUUCUUUCUAGUUUGAAACACAUUUUGCACUUUCUAGUUUUAUAGACAUGGAGACUGGCAUAGCAUGUUACACGCGUGGGGCAUUCUUGCCUAGUGUUACUUCUCAGCAUUCAACUGGUCUAGUAUCUCCACCAUCCAUUUCUCCAUCUUUCAGCUCAAGGAGUUUGAAAUCGAGCUCACUAUUUGGGGAAUCAUUGAGAGUGGUACCAAAAUCAUCUCUAAAAGUUUUGAAGGCAAAGAACUCUUCACUUGUAACAAGAUGUGAAAUUGGUGACAGCUUGGAAGAGUUCCUUAAAAAGGCAACCCCUGAUAAGGGACUAAUCAGGUUGAUGACGUGUAUGGGAGAGGCAAUAAGGACCAUUUCUUUCAAAGUGAAGACAGCUUCUUGUGGAGGAACAGCAUGUGUGAAUUCCUUUGGAGAUGAGCAGCUUGCUGUGGAUAUGGUUGCAGACAAGCUUCUUUUUGAGGCCUUGAAUUACUCACACUUCUGCAAAUAUGCAUGUUCUGAAGAAGUUCCUGAACUCCAAGACAUGGGAGGCCCGGUUGAAGGAGGAUUCAGUGUUGCUUUUGAUCCACUAGAUGGUUCCAGUAUUGUGGACACAAAUUUCACAGUAGGAACCAUCUUUGGGGUGUGGCCUGGAGAUAAGUUAACUGGAGUGACAGGAAGAGAUCAAGUUGCUGCAGCCAUGGGAAUUUAUGGUCCCCGGACUACAUAUGUUCUAGCUCUUAAAGAUAUCCCUGGCACCCAUGAGUUCCUUCUGCUUGAUGAAGGAAAAUGGCAACAUGUCAAGGACACAACAGAAAUUAAUGAAGGAAAGCUAUUCUCCCCUGGAAAUUUGAGAGCCACUUUUGACAACCCUGACUACAAGAAGCUGAUCAACUAUUAUGUAAAUGAGAAAUACACAUUGAGAUACACUGGAGGAAUGGUGCCGGAUGUUAACCAGAUUAUUGUAAAAGAAAAAGGUAUCUUCACUAAUGUGAUCUCCCCAACUACCAAAGCCAAGCUAAGACUAUUAUUUGAGGUAGCUCCUUUGGGACUCUUGAUUGAGAAAGCUGGAGGUUACAGCAGUGAUGGCAAACAGUCUAUACUAGACAAGGUGAUCAAUAAUUUAGAUGAAAGAACUCAAGUUGCUUAUGGAUCCAAGAAUGAGAUUAUCCGAUUUGAGAAAACACUGUAUGGAUCCUCCAGGCUUGAGGCUGGGGUGCCUGUUGGAGCUGCUGCCUAAUUGAAAUAAUAUAUAUUUUUUGUUUGGAACAAAAUUAUUGCUCAUUUACUAAACAUGUAUUUUCUUCAAAUUGUGCUUUUGAAGUAAAAAUUAGGUUCAAAGACCAGUACUGACUAGUGAAAUGUUGUACUGUAAAUAAAACUUUGUUUGGAUAGCUUAUUUUUUGAAAGCUUAUGUUACUAUUUAGCUUAUUUUUGCUACUA